This is a messenger RNA of Dioscorea cayenensis subsp. rotundata (Guinea yam), 1343 nucleotides long. RefSeq names its product 5'-adenylylsulfate reductase-like 3. NCBI's taxonomy places the organism in Eukaryota, Viridiplantae, Streptophyta, Magnoliopsida, Dioscoreales, Dioscoreaceae. The coding region runs from base 186 to 1136 and encodes 316 amino acids. The record is from RefSeq and is a predicted model, not a curated record. The transcript is spliced from 4 exons.
GCCAGCAUUGUUCUCUUCUUUCCCUCCCGCUCCGACCCCUUCGUUGGUAUUCAGAGAAAUCGAGGGGCUUAAACGCAAAAAGGUCUGGAAAAAGAAGGGGUUGGAGGGGGCAAAUCGAAAUUUUACUCGCCGGAGGCACUGAUCUAGGGUUUCGAGUCCUAAAUCGAGCUCGAUUUCACUCGAUCAUGGCUUCUAGGGCUUGGGGUUUGGGCCUUAUGCUUUCCCUGGCGUUCUUGGGGCCGGCGUGGGCGGAGGAGGUGGGGCUUUGCCCUAGCGUCUCCGUUGUGGAUUCGAUUUUGGGGCGUUGGGAUUUUUGUGCGGUUUCGGAGUCGCCGCUGACUGGCGGGGGAUUUGUUGGCGUUGUGGAGGGAGAUGAGGUUGCAUUGCAGAUGGCCUUGAAUCUAGUGCACAAAAGCAGGAAAGGACAUGUAGCUCUGCUGUUCCAUGCAUCAUGGUGUACUUUCUCGAAACUUUUGAGACCAAGCUUUGAUGAUAUGUCUUCUAUGUUUCCUGCAAUUCAUCAUUUUGCUUUUGACGAAUCUGUUAUCCGGCCCAGUGUACUGUCAAAGUAUGGGGUUCAUGGUUUCCCCACCCUUUUCCUUCUGAAUUCUUCAAUUUGGGUGCGGUACCAUGGACCACGGACUAUGAAAUCUCUUGCUACAUUCUAUACUGAUGUCACAGGCAUCAAAGCUGCACCUCUUCAAAUCUCCAUUGGAAAGGUUGAUGACUCAGCAAACCUUAAUCAACUUAAAGCAGAGGCCGAUCAAGAAAAUUGCCCAUUCUCAUGGGCGAGAUCACCUGAGAAAUUGCUUCAACAAGACACUUACUUGGCUCUGGCAAUCUCCUUUGUUUUGUUGAGGACACUCUAUUUUCUUCUUCCAAAACUCCAUUCAUGUGUGCUACAUGCCCGGAGGAGGCAAAUCCGCCUUGUGAGUUUGAUGAACACAUGGGAAUAUUUCCAUGCAUGUCUAUCGCAAGCAAAGCAGAGUCUGAACAGGCUGAAUCCAUGCAAAAGAAGCGAUUUUCACGAAGGAGCAAUGCACGCAAAGAUAUGGGCUUCCAAGUCUUUAGCUUCUGUAUCAUCAAUUGGUGAGUCGAGUACUGGAAGGUCACAGUGUGCUUGCGAAAGGAGAUGAAGUUCUCUGGUAACAUUUUGUUCUUUGUUGCAUUGUAUACUAGUACCACCCUAGGAACAAAACUCCAGUCUUGUUUACCCUGUAAGUUUGGAAUCUGGGUUGCAAUUACUUCUGCUGCAACCUCUCAGCAAAAUCAAUGAUCUGAUGAUACUAAAAUAUUGUUUCCCACUUUUUUCCCCCUUUCUUAAAUUGUUUUUGUCAAUUUAA